Messenger RNA from Ichthyophthirius multifiliis, 3083 nucleotides. Its product is annotated as leucine rich repeat protein. The transcript is spliced from 4 exons. Gene Ontology annotation, molecular function: protein binding. The record is from RefSeq and is a predicted model, not a curated record. NCBI's taxonomy places the organism in Eukaryota, Ciliophora, Oligohymenophorea, Hymenostomatida.
ACCAUCAAAUUACCCCGUAUAUAAACAUAAGAAAAGCGUAAUGAAACUAGAAUAAAGUAACCUUCGACCACAUAGACUAUAAAACAAUAAAAACGUCAAAAUAACCCUGAUAUAAUGAAAGAUUUAAAAAUAAAUUCUUUAAAUUCUAUGACAGUUUAAUAAAUAGGACAAGAGGAAAAACUUUCAACAAAGAAUUCUGAAUGUAAAGAAAAAUAAAAUACUAUAUUUUUGAGAAAAAGCCCCAUUGAAUUUAUGAAAAAUUUAAAUAAUAAUUUAAAUACGAAAUCUCAAGUAAUGGGCGAGCGUUCACAUUAUUUAAAUUCUCUUUCUUUGUAUGGGAAAUCGAAGGAAUUAGAAGAGGAAGAAGAAGAGAGAAUAUUUGAUAGUCUUUUGCUUAAAAAAAUCAACUAGACUAUUGAAUUCGAUCAUUUGGAUAAUAAUAAUUAAAAAACUGUGGGGGAUAAUAUUGUUUAGUAAUAUUAUAGUAAUUAUAAACACUUGUCUAAAAUUAUCGAAAAAGAUGAAUAUUAUUAAAAUGAUAUGGGGGUUUAGGUCAAAAUACUUGAACAAAUUGAAAAAUGUAACAUUUUUCCAAGUAAAUUGGGACUUUUUAAAUAAAAAGGAGAUGAAAAUACACUUAAAGUAAGUUAUAUGAAUUUUGGAGAUAAAUAUUUAUCAGUUUUAGGAAAAGGAUUAAAAAAAGUAAACUAAAUAAAGAAAUAUUACCUAAAUAAUAAUCGAAUAACUGAUAAAAGUAUAAGUGAUAUUUUAUAAAGCAUAUAAAAAAAUGCUAAGGAAAUAAACUUAGCACACAACUAGAUAGGACUUACAGCAUGUUAAGACUUAUAAAAAUCAAUAGAAAAUCCUCAAACAUCAUAAUAAAUUAUUAGAUAAUUCUGUUUAAUAUUUACUUGAAGGUUUAUUGUCAAAUCGUAGUUUUAAAAAAUUAAAUCUUUCUAAAAAUUUUCUUACUUGUAAAAUUUGUCCCUUAUUACGAUAAGUUUUAGAAUAAUGCUAUUUAUAGGAACUUUAUUUAUACUGGAAUUAAAUUUCUGGAAAAGGAGGUAUUGAAAUUUUCGAAGGUUUAAAAGAAAACUAAAAUUUGCAUGUUUUAGAUAUUUCAUCCAAUAAUUUAGGAAAAACAGAAGGAAAUCUAUAAUCUUCCUGUAUUUAGUCCAUUACUUAAUUUUUUAUUUAAAAUAAAAAGAUGAUUCAUUUAGAUUUAUCCAAUAAUUAAUUUGAUUUUUAAUAAAGUUUAGAAAUAGCGAAAGCUUUAGAAAAAAAUAAUACUAUAUAUGGCUUUCAUUUUUAAGGAAAUAUCGGAUACGUUGAUUCUAGAGGCUUUCUUAUAGUAAACGAGCUCUAGGAAAAAGAAAUUGCCCAAUUGCAUACCUAAGUCAGGAUAAAUGGGUGUAAAAGUAUCGAAAACUUCAUCAAAUUAAGAGAAACUAGGGAGAAAGAUCUCUAAAAUUGCUGCUGGAUAUGCGAAGGAUGGCAAGAAAUGGAAUUUACAUGGAAUGUUGGUAUUUCAGGUGAAAUAAGGCCCGACCCAAUAUUCAUACACUUCAAUUUUGAGGACUAUAGAGCGAAUUAUUUCCGCAAAGAUUCCCAUUUAGAGUCCAAAUUUUUAUAAAAAUACGUCUAUUCGAGAAUGGUACCUCCAGGUGAUCUUUUUUAUUUUUUUUCGGGGCAAGAUUCAUCUGAAAUAGCAUAAGAUUUGCCAAAAAAAGUGAUUUUUUAGGAAGAAACCUGCAUAUAAAAUGUUUUUUUAUAUGAAAACUGCUAUAUUGAUGUAUAUUUGAAAGAAUUAAAUUUUUAGAAAAUAAUUUAAAAUAAAGGUCUUUUUUAUAAAUACGAAAGCUAAAAUAAAAUAUAGCCAAGAAAAAAAGACUAGAUUUUCAUUCCAGCAAAAUAGAAAAAAUUUAAAUAUAAAUGGAAGCUUCCAUAGUCUCUUUUUGCCAAAUGGAAAGCUGAUAAUGAAGAUAUAAUAAAAAGAUGCUUCGAAUUCGAUUGGAAAUAUGGAAAAAUAGGUAAAAUAGUACGAAAUGAGGAAGAUGAAUAAGAAGUAGCUAAUUUUUUUUCACAAAGAUAUGCCUAAAUUAAGAAUUUUUAUAAAUUUUAUGCCAGUAAGAGUCCCGUAGGAGAUAUUUGGGCUAUUUAAAAUGGUGUUUUUUUAGAAUUUAUUGAUAAAAUUAAAAUUAUUGAUAAUAAAUUAGUUAAAGAUGCCGAUAUUAAUAUAAAAUGGGUAGCCACAGUUUCCUCGAUUCCAUAAUCCGAUAAAACAAAUCCAAGAAAUCCAGUUUAGGGCAUAAACAGGUAUUAAAUAAUGGAAAUAUUAAUACGUAUAGCCGAAGAAAAAUAUAUUCUGAAAUAAAAAAAAGCCUAGUCUUAUUUAUAGGCUUUAUAAUUUUUAUGGGAAGAACAUCUUUUUUAAGAGCUCUCCAAUGAAAGCUAUAAUCCGUAAAUUUGGAGAAAUUAAAGAUACUGGAAUGAAGAAUGUGACACUUGUUUGAAAUUCUAUAAACCUAUAUUGGAGCAUGUAUAUAAGAAAUAUGCUAAAUUAAAAGUUAAACCAGGAUAGCCACCUUUUAUGUGCUUGGAAGAAUUACAAAAUAUAUGCACUUAGUGCGGAUUUAAUGAAUUAGCACAUUUUGGACCAUAAAUACCUUUAUUGGCUUUUAAUUUUAGUAUGAUGACAUAAAUUGAUGAAAUUAAUAGUGAUAGAAUAUUUUAAAUGUCUCUUUUGGAAUUUAUGGAGGCUGUAGCAAGAAUUGCUGAGGAUGUGUCAUUAGAACCGAUUGAAGGGAUAAGGUUUGUAGAUUAAGAUUGGGAAGAUUUGGAAAGGAGAAAAAAUUAACCGCUUGGACAUAAAUUGGAGGCAUUUAUUGUCAAGUUAUUGUAGUGUUGUUGUGAUAGCUUAUUUAGUGAAAAAUAUCCAAAGAUUAAAAAAAGUUUCUUUACUAUAGAUUAAAAUGAUGAAGAAUAUGAGCUGAUUAGUCCAUGAUUAAAUAUAUAUAUAUUAUAUUAUGUUUAAUUAUAUUAUGUAAUAUUAAAAAAAGUUGUACUUUUUUAUAUUUUUAUAU